AAGUUAAAAAUUAUAAAAAUACAAAAUCAACAAGUCUCAAGUUUGGCAAAUACGAAUCGCUAACACCAUAAACCAUGCCGCACAGCAAUUCUAGUAUACCAACAACGCCUACGAUAGCAGCAACGCCUACAGAAAUAUCUUGGAGAAGUUCCAGAAAGAAAUCAAGUACAUUGCCUGAUAGAAAUGAUUUCCUCAAUACAAAUGAAAGUGUACUUGGAACAAAUUCAAACAAAUCAACAAAAGAGAAAAAAUUUUCAUAUUUUCAGUUAUUUAAGUAUUCCACGUCUUUUGAACGUCUGUUAGUAGUACUCGGCAUAAUAUUAGCAUCACUCGCUUCAAUAGGCAUACCUUACUCCAUAGUAAUAUAUGGAGAAUUCACAUCAUUACUAAUAGAUCGUUCAGUUGGAAUUGGCACAUCCUCCACAACAUUUAUUCUACAACUCUUUGGAGGCGGACAAAAAUUAACAAAUGCUACCAGAGAAGAAAACUUACAGGCCAUCAGAGAUGAUGCUUUAGCUUUUGGUAUUGGAAGUUUAGUAGGUGCUUUUGCGGAAUGGUUGCUUAUAGCUAUUGCAGUGGAUCUAUUAAAUCGUGUUGCUCUGAAACAGAUCGGUAGAAUAAGAAAACUAUUUUUAGAAGCAAUACUACGUCAAGAUAUGUCUUGGUAUGACACAAGUUCUGGAAAUAAUUUUGCAAGUAAAAUGACAGAAGAUCUUGAUAAAAUGAAAGAAGGCAUGGGCGAGAAGAUCGGUAUUUUUACUUUCCUAAUUAUGACUUUUAUUACGGGAAUUAUCGCCUCCUUCUUCUAUGGUUGGAAAUUGACUUUAGUUGUCAUUACUUGCUGUCCAUUCAUUAUUAUUUCUACAGCUAUGGUAGCUAAAAUACAGAGUUCUCUCACUCAAAAGGAAUUAAAAGCAUAUUCUGCAGCUGGAGCUGUGGCUGAGGAAGUAUUUUCUGGCAUUCGCACUGUACUCGCCUUUAGUGGUGAACGUAAAGAAACUGAACGAUUUAAUAAGCUACUUUCACCUGCCGAGAAUACAGGGCGGAAAAAGGGUCUUUACUCUGGAAUAGGUGCAGGAACUAUGUGGUUUAUUAUUUAUUGCUGUUACGCAAUUGCGAUGUGGUAUGGUGUGAAACUGAUACUUGCUGAACGAGAUGCAGAAGUUAGAUACUACACUCCGGCUGUUUUAGUUAUUGUGCUUUUUGGUAUAAUAAUGGGCGCACAAAAUUUAGGUUUCGCUUCACCACAUGUAGAGGCAUUCGGUACUGCUAAAGGUGCUGCACAAAGCGUUUUCUCAAUUAUAGAACGCAAAUCGGCAAUAGAUUCACUAGACGACAAAGGCUUAACACCUACAAAUAUUGUUGGAAAUAUUUCUUUUGAACAACUUCAUUUUCGUUAUCCAGCACGUGAAGAUGUAGAAAUACUAAAAGGUUUUACAUUAAAUAUUAAAGCUGGUCAAACUGUAGCUUUAGUUGGUGCAUCAGGUUGUGGUAAGUCCACAACACUGCAAUUAAUGCAACGUUUCUAUGAUCCUCUGAAUGGAAUGGUUAGAUUAGAUGGUAAAAAUAUAAAAGAUCUAAAUGUUGCGUGGCUUCGUUCUCAAAUUGGUGUGGUUGGACAAGAGCCUGUCUUAUUUGCUACUACGAUUGAAGAGAAUAUUCGUUAUGGUAACCCAUCAGCAAGUGUCGAAGAUAUACAGAAAGCUGCACGUAUGGCAAAUUGUCAUGACUUUAUAAGUAAGUUACCAAAGGGUUAUGAUACAAUGGUAGGAGAGAGAGGUGCUCAAAUGUCUGGUGGACAAAAACAACGUAUUGCUAUUGCACGUGCUCUUGUACGAAAUCCUAGAAUCUUACUUCUAGAUGAAGCCACUUCUGCUCUAGAUCCCACAGCUGAAAAACGAGUGCAAGAUGCAUUAGAAACUGCUAGUAAGGGACGAACUACAUUAGUAGUAUCACAUCGUUUAUCUACAGUAACUAAUGCCGAUCUGAUUGUAUUUGUUAAGGAUGGCGCAGUUGUAGAACAGGGAACACAUGAAGAACUAAUGGAGAAAAAGGGAUAUUACUUUCAACUUGUAAAUAUAACUAAACGGAAAGAGGAAUUAGAAGCUGACACAAGUGGUACAAAUUUGAUACAUUCAAGUUCUGCAAAACAAUUAGUCACUGGGGAAGAUUCUGAUACUGAUGAUAGUUUGGAUGAAGAGUUGGCACAAGAUGUUACAUCUAAAGAAAGAAAGAAAUCAAAUCGAAAGAAGAAGCAGAAAGAAAAAUAUAAAGUGUCCUUUAAACAACUUAUGAAACUGAAUGCUCCCGAAUGGCGCUUCAUACUAGCUGGAUGCAUUGCAGCAAUGUUACACGGAGCAACUUUUCCAAUUUGGGCUGUACUUUUCGGUGACUUCUUUGGGGUUAUGUCCGACGAAGAUGCGGAUUAUGUACAAUCCCAAGCUAAUCUAUUCUCAUAUCUCUUCAUUGUGAUUGGUGUGAUUGCUGGUUUGGGUACAUUAACUCAAAGUUAUAUGUUCAAUACGGCUGGAGUAAAGAUGACAACUCGAUUACGUCAAACGGCCUUCAAGACAAUUAUAAGUCAAGAAGUAGCGUACUUUGAUGAUGAAAAGAAUUCUGUAGGUGCAUUGUGUGCUCGAUUAGCUGGUGAUUGCUCAAAUGUGCAAGGAGCUACUGGAGCAAGAGUUGGAAUGAUUGUACAGGCACUAUCAACGCUCAUUGUUGGAAUUAUUGUAGCUUUUAUUUUCUCAUGGAACUUAACAUUGGUUACAUUGGUUACCGUACCCUUCGUUUGCUUAUCAAUCUUUUUCGAGGCACGCUUUAUGGAAUCAAGUGCACUUGCUGAAAAACUCGCCAUCGAAGAUGCUUCACAAGUGGCAGUGGAAGCUAUUUCGAAUAUACGUACUGUAGCAAGCUUAGGACUGGAAAAAAAUGUACUGAGUCGUUACAAUGAACAAAUCGAUCAUGUUGAUAUUGCUUGCCGUAAGAAGGUAAGGUUUCGAGGAACGGUUUUCGGCAUGGGUCAAGCAUCACCAUUCUUAGCAUAUGGAGUAUCAUUAUAUUAUGGCGGAUUACUAGUUGCAAAUGAAGGCUUACAAUACGAAAACAUAAUAAAAGUGUCAGAAGCUUUAAUAUUCGGUUCAUGGAUGUUGGGACAAGCCUUAGCUUAUGCACCAAAUGUGAGUGCAGCUAUACUAUCUGCUGGAAGACUGUUGAAAUUAUUUAACAGAGCUCCGGCAAUACAAAGUGUGCAAGAUGAUCCUUACAAUACAGUUGAAAAAACAGAUGGUGACAUUACGUAUGAACAAGUCGACUUUCAAUAUCCAACAAGAAAAGGCAUACAAAUCUUACAAAAUCUCAACCUAGAUAUUAAACGUGGAACCACAGUAGCAUUGGUAGGACCUUCUGGAUCUGGUAAAUCGACUUGCGUACAACUUUUACUUCGUUAUUAUGAUCCAAAUAGUGGUUCAAUCAAUAUAAGUGGUAUACCAACUACAGAAUUUUCAAUGGAUACUUUGCGUUCAAGCUUAGGUCUAGUAUCACAAGAACCUGUAUUAUUCGAUCGAACAAUUGCAGAAAAUAUUGCUUAUGGAAAUAACUUCCGUGAUGAUAUUCCUAUGGCUGAGAUAAUGGAAGCUGCUAAGAAAGCAAAUAUUCAUAACUUUAUUGUUUCCUUACCUCAAGGUUAUAGUACUUCCUUAGGUAACAAAGGCACACAAUUAUCUGGUGGUCAAAAGCAACGUAUAGCUAUUGCAAGAGCUAUGGUAAGAAAUCCAAAAAUACUUAUUUUGGAUGAAGCCACAUCUGCUUUAGAUUUGGAGAGUGAAAAAGUGGUUCAGGAAGCUUUGGAUGCUGCACGCAGUGGUAGAACUUGUAUUACUAUAGCCCAUCGUCUAACAACAGUACGAGAUGCAAACUUAAUAUAUGUUUUAAAGAAAGGUCUUGUAGUAGAAAAGGGAACACAUGAUGAAUUAAUGGCAAGAAAUGGCAUUUAUGCUGAACUUUAUAUGAUGCAACAAGUCUCAUAGUUUAAUUAUAUAAAAUAAUAAUUUUAUAUUCUCACAAAUUA
Molecule: messenger RNA, 4069 nt
Organism: Teleopsis dalmanni
Lineage: Eukaryota; Metazoa; Arthropoda; Insecta; Diptera; Diopsidae
Gene: Mdr49
Product: multidrug resistance protein homolog 49
Exons: 12
Coding region: 75-4028 (1317 amino acids)
Biological process (GO): transmembrane transport
Cellular component (GO): membrane
Molecular function (GO): ATP hydrolysis activity; ABC-type transporter activity; ATP binding
Source: RefSeq, a predicted model, not a curated record